CGUGCAAACGCACACAGCCAGCAGGAAAUCGACAAAAAAAAAAACAAAAUAAUUUAAAUCGCGAAAAUAAAAACCCAUAUACACGCGUGCAAAAUCAAAAGCCAUAUACACGCGUGCAAAAUCGCUGUAAGAAUUUGAAAUUUGAAUUUCAAAUGACCUAAGGAUCUUGCUCCACUUUUUUGUGUGUGUUUUGUGUUCUAUAAAAGAGUGAUAGCCGCGAGUUCGCGUGUCAGAACAGAUCAAGAUGUUGAGGUGGCCAGUGGUUUGCCUGCUGCUCCCACUUUUGGCCACGGCCAAGAUCUUCGAUCGCUGUGAGUUGGCCCAUUUGCUGCAGCAUCGUUUUGGUCUUCCUGCCGCCCAAGUGGCCACCUUGGUGUGCAUUGCCCAGCAUUCGAGUGACUUCAAUACGGCUGCCUUUGGCGGUGGCGCAGGAUUGGGCGGUGGUUCCCAUGGUCUCUUCCAGAUCAGCGAUGUCUACUGGUGCUCGCCGCCGGGUCAGGGAAAGGGUUGUGGCCUGAGUUGUUCGAGUUUGCGCGACGAUGACAUUGCCGACGAUGUCCUGUGUGUGCGGAAGAUCUAUGCGGAGCAUCAGAGGAUCAGUGGCGAUGGAUUCACCGCCUGGCAGGCUUAUGGCGCAUAUUGCCGACAGGAUGCCAGUGCAUAUGUGGCAGGAUGUGGAGGUCCUGGCAGCACCGCCCUUUCCGUAGCUGCAACCUACCAGAAACCGCAACAGGUUCAGGUCCACAGCUAUCCAGUGCAGCAAUACCAUCAGGUGGCUCAAGUGCAGCCCCAGGGAAAAAUCUACAGUCGCUGCGAAUUGGCCCAGGAAUUGUAUUACCAACACAAGCUGCCCAUGCCGCAGAUUCCCACCUGGGUUUGCAUAGCCCAGCAUGAAUCCUCCUUCAACACAGCUGCCGUGGGUCGCCUAAAUGCGGAUGGCAGUGCGGACCAUGGCCUCUUCCAGAUCAGCGAUCUUUUCUGGUGCACCCAUGAGCAGAGGGCUGGAAAAGGAUGCCAUGCCACGUGCAAUCAGUUCCUGGACUCCAGCAUAGCCGAUGAUGUGCAGUGCAUUCGACGGAUACACCAGGAGCACACUCAGAUCUCGGGUGAUGGCUUCAAUGCCUGGACUGUGUACAAGAGGAACUGCCUAAAUCAGCACUACGAACAGGUUGCGGCCUGUUUUGCCAAGCCACCGGCUCAUCAGCCUCAGCAUCAUCCCAAUGCCAUUGCAGGAGGUCCUGUGAAGUCGAAGGUCAGCUAUGCCUAUCAAUAUGGCCAGGUUCAAGUGCAUCAGACGCCAGUUGUGAAUCCACCUGUUGUGAAUCAAUAUUAUCGUCUGCCGCAGCCGACGCCCAUUGCAAGUUACCAAACGAAUGGGGCUGCCUAUUCGGGCAAUCCCUUUCUGCGACCACGCCCAGUUAAUCCUCCCAGACAGCAUCCCAAUGCCAUUGGCAUACCCCUUAAAAACCAAUCCCCUGCCAGUCCCUUCUAUAUUCACAAACAGCAAACACAGUAUCAACCACAAUAUCAGACACACUUACAAACACACUAUCAACGCACGGGUAAAGUUUACAAUCGCUGCGAGUUAGCCCAAGAGUUGUAUUUCUCACACAAGUUUCCCAUGCAGGAUUUGGCCACCUGGGUGUGCAUCGCCGAGCAUGAAUCCUCAUUCAAUACGGCAGCGGUGGGUCGUCUGAAUGCGGAUGGCAGUGCGGAUCACGGACUCUUCCAGAUCAGCGAUCUCUACUGGUGCACACACAAUGAUGGUGGCGGCAAGGGAUGCCACAUCGACUGCAAUCGCCUGCUGGACUCGGACAUCGCGGAUGAUGUCAAGUGCGUGAGGACCAUCCACGAGGAGCACACCAGAAUUUCAGGUGAUGGAUUCACCGCCUGGACUGUCUACAAUGGACACUGCAGACAAAAAACAAGAGCCGAUAUUGCCAGCUGCUUUGAUGGUAAAGAUUUGCCCGCGGAAGUCGCGAAACCAUCGAAGGGUAACGAGUUGGUUAAGAAGACAUCUCCACCUCCAAAGGCAAAAAUCUACAAUCGCUGUGAGCUGGCCAAGGAGCUGUACCAUAGACAUAAGAUGCCCAUGAGGGAGAUUCCCACUUGGGUGUGCAUAGCCGAACAUGAAUCCUCUUUUAAUACAGCAGCUGUGGGAAAACUGAACUCGGAUGGCAGUGAGGAUCACGGCCUGUUUCAAAUCAGCGACAUUUACUGGUGCACCCACGAUCAGACAAGUGGUAAGGCCUGUCACAUUGAAUGCGAUCGUUUGCUGGAUUCAGAUAUAACCGACGAUGUCCAGUGUAUACGCACCAUCCACGAAGAACACACACGACUCUCGGGAGAUGGCUUCAAUGCCUGGACUGUCUACAAUGGACAUUGCAGAAAUCAAAACUUGGCCCAAUUGAGUGACUGCUUCGAUGGAAAUGAGAUUUCAGAGGCGGAUAAGACCAGUCAUUAUGGUGAAAGGCCCCAGGUUAAGCCUAAUCAGCCAGUGCCACAGAAACCACAACACAAGAUAGCAACUAGUCAGGAAUAUGCUGGUAAUCCCUUUUUGCAAAACCUUCAAGCUGCCAAGACACCUCAGCCCACCUUAAAUACCAAUAAACUUACGAAUAAAGUAUCAGCUCCCAAGGAGCAAAACACAAAUAAACUAUAUGCCACCAAUCCAUUUUUCAAUAGUCAACUUCAGAACAAGCCUUCUCCCAUCAUAGCAGGAUCUGUUUAUACUACCCAAAAACCAAUCUAUGAUCACAAUCCCUUCCUGAAAGCACCUGUUUCAGUAACGCCAUCUGUUAAACCUUUACAUGCUUCACAAGAAGCCAAGCCCCAUGACAGUAUAUCCUAUGCCCAAAACCCAUUCCUCAGUCUACUUGGCAGACCAAUUGUACCUGCUCAAGCAUCCAUCAUGCGCCAGCCCAAGCCUCAGCCCAAGCCCUCGAGCCCAUCUAAGACCACUCAGCUGGUCAACAGACCCUACGUCAGCAGCGACAGCUUCCGCAAUGAGGUGAUUAAAUUUACGGCCACCUCUGCAGCGGUGGCAACAACAGCAGGCCUUACAAAGCAAUCUGUAACAACAACCACUCGAAAACCUCUGCCAGCGACCACAAAAAAACCUGUCUCAACUACGUCCAAAACAACGAGCUUGCCGUUAUGGUCAUGGCAAACUUCUACGACCGCUAAGCCCACAAUAACAGAAAGUGGUAAUCACCAUUCAACAUCAACCACUCGAUCGGUGAUAACCAAUAAGCCGAAUACUCGUCCAACCAUUGCUGCAGUUUCACGCGCUACUACUCGAGCAACUACCCGGUCAACUAGUGGGCCAGUUAGCACAAAAUCUCAACCAGGGAUCUACCUAAGCACACCCCCAACAACUCGUCCGACCAUUCGAUCUAUUACCUCAACAACCCGUUCCAGUACUUUCCCUGUAUUUACGACUCGUUCAACAACUCGCCCAAUAUCUACGACUCGAACAACUACUCGACCAACUUCCCGUUCAACUACUCGAGCAACUACUCGCCCAACUACUCGUUCAAUUACUCGCCCAACUCCUCGUACAACUACUCUUCUAACUACUCGCUCAACUACUCGCCCAACUACUCGUCUAACUACUCGUCCAACUACUCGUCCAACUACUCGUCCAACUACUCGUCCAACUACUCGUCCAACUGCACACCCAACUUCUCGCCAAACUACUCCACCAACUACUCGCCCAACUACUCGUCCAACCACUCGUCCAACUACUCGCCCAACUACUCGUCCAACCACAUCCCCAACUACUUGGCCUUUCACAACAAUUCGACCACUUACAACUACUCGAUAUAUUCCAACAACCCACCAAUCUGUAAUAACACAAACCACUAAUCGAAAUGCAGCGAUAUAUCUACCAACAAAUCAUACAAUUUCGACAACUCGUUCAACAACUAAGUCUCCAUAUCACUAUGUCUCCAUAAAUAAACCUACCACACGCUCAACUACAAGCACAACGAUUCGUUACGCAACAACAACUCGUCAACCGCCCACGACAAGAUCCACCACUCGUUAUUCAGCUAUAACGGCAUCUACCACUCGUCAAGGAAGUACCACACCAAGGCCAUACUUAUUUACCUCAACAACGAAGACGAGUGUCACCACUAAGGAUCCAUUUGAUCAUCCGUUUUUCCAAAAAUUCAAGGCUAAGUUUGAGAAAACUACAGCAGCCCAAAAUCAAAAAGCUUCCACGACAUUAGCUGUUUAUCAAAAUCAAACUACCAUUAGUCCAUAUUAUGCUAAAUAUCAGGAAAACAAGGCUAAAACAGGAGAAAAAGCUGUUUUUUCUUACGACUUUGGUCAAAAGAGAAACACUACCAGUAGGUCAAAAAGUGCCUUUGAUGUAUACCUGAAUUGGAACAAAAAUUAAUGGCAUUUCCAUUAGUGUGACACUUUUGAGACUUGUAUAUACAUAUGCGUUAUUGAUCGAUGUAACCAGCACUAUGCUAAACAUAAUGACAGAAUACUCAUGCAUUAUUAAUCCAUAAGCCUUAUAAAUAGGAUUUAGAUAAUAAAAUAAAAAUAAAAUCCAUGCAAAUGCCAAA
Messenger RNA from Drosophila yakuba, 4577 nucleotides. RefSeq lists its product as uncharacterized. The transcript has a single exon. The coding region runs from base 245 to 4402 and encodes 1385 amino acids. The record is from RefSeq and is a predicted model, not a curated record. Lineage: Eukaryota; Metazoa; Arthropoda; Insecta; Diptera; Drosophilidae.